This is a messenger RNA of Rotaria sp. Silwood2, 5277 nucleotides long. Lineage: Eukaryota; Metazoa; Rotifera; Eurotatoria; Philodinida; Philodinidae. The record is from the annotation of a GenBank genome assembly.
AUGAGUCCUAUUAAUAUUCGUACAGUCAAUGGUGCCGAGCAUAAUGGACAAUUACCUACUCGCUACCAACGAAUUCAAAAUAGAGCUGCAGCUGUGCUCGAUGCGUGGGAUGAAUUUGGUGAAUCUUUACCUAUCGAUUUAAUUGCGCAUAUGCAUCAUAUCAAUGCUGAUCAAAUUAGAAAGGAUUUAAAAGGUGAUCAAAUUGAUUUUAAAAAAAGAUUUGGUGCUAAAUCAUCAACUAAAUUUGAGCAUGUCCUUAAACGAUGUAUGAAUGAGAUUGAAGAAGGUGUUGAUUCUGCGUUAGCAGCUGUUGCUCACAAUAUUCCAUUUAUGCUUGUACGAGAUAUUCAAAAUGGUAAAAAUUUAAAACAAGUGACAGCUGAUUUUUUUCUUGCUAUGACAACAUCGAAUGAAAAUAAACCGAACACCACUGAAGAAGGUCUUGAUUUCACCACCAAUGAAGUCUGUGUAAAACAAGUCGACUUUAGUCGCUUCAAUGUUAUAUUACAAGAAUCUCAAAUAACAUCAUCGAAACGUUUUAAGAAACUGUGCCAUAAUGUAUGUCAAUUAGAACCAUCUCAAUUGAAAUUAGAAUGGUUAUUAACAAAUGUUCAUGGCCUUGGACUUAUUAAUACAAAUAUAGAAAAAAGAUGCUUAAACAUUUGCUAUAUUAAUUCCAUCAUCCAAUGUUUAGCUAAUACUGCUCCGUUUGUUCAAUGGCUAUUGAAUGACGAUAUUCAUGGAACAUGCACAUUGACGGAAAAUGAUGAAUUUUGUUCAUGUUGUCUUAUGCGUUCAAUCAUCAAAAGUAUUCAUCAGCUAAAUCACCGUACGUGUAGUUUUUUUUCUCAGUUAUGCCAAGCUUCAGCUGUUUCCAUGGGUCGACAAAUUAAUAAAUUAUCGUCAAGUUUCGUUGUUGGUCGACAAGAAGAUCCUUCAGAAUUUUUAAUUGUUCUGCUGAACCAUAUGAUUCAAUGUUUUUCGCCGAUGAAAUUAUUAUCCUGCUCGACAUUUUUAUCUAAUCCAAUCGAUAUAAUUUUUGGCAUAAAUCUGGAAACAUCAAUUACAUGUAGUAUUUGUUUCAAUAAAACCCAACAGAAUAAUCAUGAAUGUGUUUGGUCUGUUGCAAUAAGUUCCUGUUUUAAUCUCAAACAAGCUCUUGAUUCAUUCUGUUCAACUGAAGAAUUAGCUGGCGAUGAUAUGUUUUUUUGUUCGAAAUGUGAAACAAAGGCAGUAGCAUUGAAAUCAACAAAACUUACUGAUCCAUCACCAGUUAUUUUCAUUCAUCUCAAAAGAUUUUUUUUUGAUAAAACUAUUAAAACAAUUCAUAAAAUGGACCAUUUUAUUGCAUAUCCAGAAUUAUUAGAUCUUUCAUCAUUGAUCUGUCCAACAGUAAUACAGUCAAAUCAAGAAAAUUAUUCAUUAAAUGAGUUUCUUUAUCAAUUAAAUUCUGUCGUAGUACACGUAGGCGAAAAUGCAAAUAAUGGUCACAUUUUUUCGUAUAUUCGAUCACCUGACAAUCUAUGGUACAAAGCUGAUGAUGAAUCAAUUACCAGAGUCGACUUAAGUGAUGUUCUUACUGACAAUAACUCUUAUAUUUUAUGUUACAGUAAAGUAUCUAGACAAAAGAUAAUCUCAAAUGAAACAGAAACAUUUGCAUCAUUUGAAGUAGUACCACGUUUAUUAUUAUCAUCUACGCCGAAGCAUAUCCAAGAGAAAUCAUAUAAACUUAUUGAGCAUAAUUCAAGAUGUCCUACAGAAUUCUCAUUGAAUGCUUCUAGUUUUGAAGAUGACUCGUCGAAACAUGUAUCAUCAAUAGCAGAAAGUCCUAUUCUAAAUAUAAAUUCAUCGAAUGCAGAAAAUAGUAUUGUCCAUCAAGGUGAAGCUUUUCAAGAUAAUCUACCUUCUUCAAAAGUAGAAUUAUCUUCGAAAAAUAUACUAGAAUCAGUUGAACUGGACACUGAAAGUCGAAUUGAAUUCAUAUCCAGUACGAAUCAUCAUCAGGAACGUCCAAGUAACUUGAAUUUAUACAAUACAUCAAAUUCUUCUUCAGUGUCUCGAUCAAAAUAUACUUUAUCAUCAACAAAGAAUCGUGUUAGAUUUAGUGAUGAUAUUACUCAGUUAUGUAUAAGAUCGCAACAGUCUGAAUCAAUUUCAAAUUUCAAGAUGACAAGUGAUUCUCCAGCAGAUAUGAAUGGUGAAGAUUCUCAAGAUAAGGAUUAUUUUCAAGCAAAACUACCAUCAUCGUAUCAAUUCAAAUUACAAGAACCAAUUCGUUCUUUGAUAAAGCAGCAGUUUGCUUACGGUGCUAGUGUUUAUCGUGUACAUCAUGAACGAUUAAGAAUUCGAACACGCGAGGAGAAAGAAGGUUAUAAUUAUGAUGCAACUGACGCUGAUGAAUCAUUAUUUCGUUUGAACAAAAAAUUUCAACAAGAAGUUAAUCCACAAGGAAGAGUUGUUGGUGCUAUUCAGCAAAUUUGCAAAUAUCCUUACCAGAUAAUAGUUUACACUGAAUCAUCAAUUCGUCUUUUUGAUACUUUAUUAAAACAUAAAAAUAUAGUUUUAUCAUGGGACGCUACUGGUAGUGUAAUAAAAGAAAAAAAGAGUUCGCCUCGUUUAUUAUAUUACGAGCUCAGUAUUACACUACCAGGUAUCGUUUCCGAAGAUAGCAUUGUACCUGUCACGUUUAUGAUCAGCGAUGCUCAUUCUUUGCUUUUCGUUAAUAAACCAUUUCCACGACCACAGUUAAUUUUGAGUGACAGGGCACAAAUCUUCUUAUUAGCUGCUCUUCAUGUAUGGAACAACGAGUCUCUGAAAGAUUUUCUUAAUCGAGCAUAUAGAAUCGUAAAUGAUAACACAAAUGACGAUGAUUUAAAAAUGACUAACAUUCAUGCUUGUCUUGCGCAUGUUUUAUUGGAUACUCGAAAAACCAUCAAUAAAUAUAUUGUUGAAGAAUUUCGUGAGUUAGCCAUGUGGAGUAUUGCAUUGCUAAUUAAUACUUCAACUUGGUAUGAAUUCAAACAGAAUUGGAAAUUGAUUUGUCUUGUAUUUAUUCAAUUACAUUUUGGUGAAAGUCAUGCUAACAUUGAACAUAAAGAUGCAUUACUUGAUAAAAUAAAAAAAAUUAAAUUAGAUACAAAUACUGCUCAAGCUAUUACAACAAGUGAAUCUGCAGCAGUUCAACAUUUAGAAAGAGGACCUAAUUUUGAUCCAUACACUUUCAAUGAUCUCGAAGAAGAAGAAGAAAAUAAUUUUGAUCAAUUAGAUAAAAGUUUUUCAAGAGUAUCGAAAAAGCUAGUCGUCGACGAAGAAAAAGAAGCAAAUGCCACUGAUUCACCAUUCAAAAUUGAUAUCAAUAACAUUUUUCGUGAUGCAAUUCAUAUUAUUGGUGUCUCAUUGGAAGAUGUACUUGGUACUGCUUCUCAAGGUAUUUUAAGAUGGUUCAAGUAUUUAAUAAAUUUUUUCAUGCCUACACUGCCUAUCUGGUCCAAUCUAUUGAUAGGUGAUCUUGGUCGUCAUCGUCGACGCAUCGUACAAUCUUAUGAACGAAUACUUAUUAUGAAUCCUCAGCAAAAAACAACAGCCAUAAGUGAGAGACGCAUGGGAAUUUUAAAACGUACACAAUUAGACGAUAAAAUUUCAUCAAAUGUUUCAUAUAUUGUAGGUGGUCAUAUUCAUGUUCGAGUUGAUGUUUUAUUAUCAAUUAUAAUACCUGAUAUGUUGACAAUAAUAGAAGAAUUUUCAAGUGCUUUACUUAAUUAUUGUACAACAACACGGAAUAGCUCCCGUAAUGAUAAUUCCAUGAUAUUAGAUGAGCGCCGAUUGAAACCAAUCGAAGAACGAUGGCGACAAUCAUCCAGUAAAAGGGAUCAUGGAUAUUACAGUAAAGGUCCAGAUGAACCAGUUUUUUCUGAUCUUGUUUCGUCUUUAUUAUCAUCCAGAAAUAAUGUUAAUAUCAACCUGAAGUUGCCGUCGUUAUCGCCAGAAUGGUUAAAUGUUGCUAUUGGAUUAGUUCUUUCAACAGGAAAUAAUUCUUCUUUUCGUCAUCGUACUUUAGUUUCAUCUUCAUCAAACACCACACCAUUAAUUAAUGCCAUUUUAAAAUUUAUUGAAGACUGGUCAAAUUCAGCAACGGGUAUUUCUCAACAAAAGACGAUCCAAUACUCAUUAGCAAUAAAUGAAUCAAAUGAUCUUGAUGAUUGUUCUACAUUUAUUCUCGAACAUAUCUUAAUACCAUUAUUACCAUGUACUCUUAUCGUGGACAAAGUUCAUGCAUGUAAACAAUGUGAAUUUGUAACAAAAAGAAGAACUACAAUCUCAUCGAUUCCAGUCCAUGUACUUAAAACUGGUUUAAAUCUUGAACAACAGCUUUAUAGUUUUUUUUCACCAAUGUUAUCAGAUCUACUUUGUUUUUCAUGUAAAACUCCAACGACUCGACAUAUUGAAGUUGUUGAAUGGCCACCAAUAUUACUUAUCAAUGUUAAUGAUUCUCAUACAACUGUUAAAUUCCGCAAGCCACCCGGUAUCUUUUCGCUUGCUCAGUUCUCAAGUUGGUCAGCAAUUGGUGGUCCAUCAGCAGCUGUUUACAAUCUUAUUUGUUUUAAUACAAUUAUACGAGCAGGUAUAAAUAAUACAAUGAUACGAGUAACAAGGAUUAAAAGAAGUUGGUCUACAAGUAUUAAUAAAAAGUUAAUUGGCGAAGGUGAACAAUUCAGACGUCUGUAUGCAAAUAGUCGUAAUCUUAUCUUCGAACGUGUUAAUGAUAAUAAUAAAUUAAACAUUAUCCAUGCAAUUAUUCAAUGUUCAUUAAGUGAAAGUCAAAUCUCGCUCGAUAAUAUUCCAUCAUUUGUUACUUUACAAGAAGCGUGUUCGUUUAUCCAAAUAGAUCAUGCACUUAUUGAAUUAAAUCAUGUCCUUAUUGCUCAUAUUAAGACCUAUUUUUUUUGUUAUUCUUGUCAUCGUACAUCCGAUUCUCUGACCUUCAUCGAUCGAAGUGUUCGACCGAAAGAUGCCUUUAAUGGAAACUUGAAAUUGAUCGAUGUUAAUAAUGCUGAACAUUCUUAUUCACCACGUGCUAUUUUGAUAAUUAGUCGUUAUGAUAAUACAAUCGCCAUUAUCAAACAAGAAUCAAAUAAAUUCAUCCAAUAUGUCGGAAACACAUAUUUGGAACAAACUCCUAUAUCAUACUCGAAAUUGACUGAUUUAUUCGAUACUAGUGGUGCUAUCCUAGUUUUUCAUCAUCAGGUACUUCUAAUUCUAGUCAUGGUUAUUAUUUGA